Alternaria rosae is the source of this 934-nucleotide messenger RNA. RefSeq lists its product as uncharacterized. The transcript has a single exon. The record is from RefSeq and is a predicted model, not a curated record. The coding region runs from base 92 to 934 and encodes 280 amino acids. NCBI's taxonomy places the organism in Eukaryota, Fungi, Ascomycota, Dothideomycetes, Pleosporales, Pleosporaceae.
CUUCAAGCUCUCAACCCCGUCAAAAACUGAAGCGAGAGUUGGACUACGCUAUUCGUCAGUACAUCGCAGAUCAAGAUUUUUGACCGCUCCGAUGUCGAACUCUCCAUUUUUCAAGACCUUGCCAACCGAAGUCCGCGAUAUCAUCUACGACUACCUCUGGAGCGAUACAAAGACCGUGGUCCAGCGGUAUGAUACCAAAGACUACAAAGUAACUUACGAUAGGAGGCACGACUCGCUUGAAGCACCACCUGGUAGUGACAAAGUCCCAUGGCUCCUUACCAACAAGCAAAUUAUGCGCGAAGGAACUCGGCAACUACACCAGAAGUCAACCUGGCAUCUGGAUACUCGAUUGCUGAACGGAAACGUCCAAAGUUAUAUCUUCGAUCCCAUCACCCCAUCCGAAUGCCACACGCACGAGAUCUUCAUCCAAUGCGACUGGCCGAUGAUCUUCGAUGACCAGAAGCGAGUCUACCGGCUCAGCGAAGUAGCACGGGCUGAGAUCAAUGCAAGCGCCGCGACAGCUAAUGUAUCGACUCCACUAGACACUGUUUGCAUCAAAAUCGUCCGUCCAACCAAUGAACGGCUCGCCGCAAACAGCGCGCCAGACUUUACCUUCGAUCUAUCUCAUCUCGAGAUUCUGUCCCGCCACACCGAGCUUCGUCGUCUCCAGCUUCAUCUCGUUGGUGGUAUUGAUGAUACUAAAAAGCUUGUAUCGAAUUGGAGUUUGGAAGGGGAGACUGACAGCGCAGAUAGAGCUAGGCGUCUGGAAGAUCAGUACUUAGAUGCUUGGAAGAAAGAGAUCUCACUUGUGGCUCAGCUGGUGAUUCUCCGGAGCAAGCGGAGUGGAUAUAUGAGGGAGUUUACCUGGGGGAACGAUGGUGAGCGUUGUCUGGAGUGGGUGUGGACGUUCGAGAAACAAGGAUCAAGCCUUUGA